Bemisia tabaci is the source of this 2175-nucleotide messenger RNA. It is a transcript of the gene stck, whose product is annotated as LIM zinc finger domain containing stck. The record is from RefSeq and is a predicted model, not a curated record. Gene Ontology annotation, biological process: cell-cell adhesion; positive regulation of substrate adhesion-dependent cell spreading; cell-cell junction organization. Gene Ontology annotation, cellular component: focal adhesion; cell-cell junction; cytoplasm. NCBI's taxonomy places the organism in Eukaryota, Metazoa, Arthropoda, Insecta, Hemiptera, Aleyrodidae.
AUGUACCCUCAUCAUCGGAUUUUAUUGUGCUUCUUGUGCUCCCCUUCCUCUGACAUAACCCAAUCCUUUCUCAUUUGUUUGCAUUCUUUCUGCUCCGAUAGAACGCCAUUUAACUCCUGAGUAGGGUUUCUAUGCGUAAUUUUGGGAAAACUGGAUUGGAAAACUCUUAGGAGUGUUAGUGCAAGGAACCAGUUCAACUUUUCACAAUUGGGUGAUAAAUCUAAACCACUUUCUUCACUUUGAAUUAAGUAAAAAAUGAAUGAACGCAAACCAGAUGAUAGUCCAUUACCGCCAUCAGAACUAUUAUCCUUGGACCAUAGUCAGCUUUACAUGAGACGCAAACUGACAAGCUCAGAUUCAAAUUUAAGUGUUUAUAAUUUUGAUCUCCUUUCCGAUGAAAAUCCUCAUAUUCCGGAAGAUAAUGCUCCUUUGCAGGGUUCAUUUUCGUCUAUUGUUGACACCUAUAAUAAUUUGGAGUACACUCCUAACAGCAUAACGGUUGAUAUGAGCCAAAAAACCUGUUCUCAUUGCAAGGAUGGGUUCUCCAAUGAGAAAAUUGUCAACACCAAUGGUGAACUGUGGCAUACGCAGUGUUUUGUGUGUGCCCAAUGUUUCCGACCGUUCCCUGAAGGCAUCUACUACGAGUUCGAAGGUCGGAAGUACUGUGAACAUGAUUUCCAAGUUCUGUUCGCACCUUACUGUGGAAAAUGCGGCGAAUUUGUUAUUGGUCGUGUGAUUAAAGCAAUGAACGCAAACUGGCAUCCUAAAUGCUUCUGCUGUGAGAUGUGCAACAAACAACUUGCUGAUUACGGCUUUAUUCGGAAUCAGGGUCGUGCUUUGUGUCAUGAUUGCAACGCGCAAGUAAAAGCUGUUGGUCUUGGCAAGCAUGUCUGCCACAAGUGCCAUGGAGUUAUUGAUGAAAAACCGCUCCGUUUCCGGGGAGAAGUCUACCAUGCUUACCAUUUCAACUGCACUGCCUGUGGAACUGAGUUAAAAUCAGACGCAAGAGAAGUCAAGAGUCGUCCAGGACUUUUGGCAAAUGAUGUUAAUGAGCUCUACUGCUUGCGUUGCCAUGACAAAAUGGGAAUACCAAUUUGCGGUGCUUGCCGUCGUCCCAUUGAGGAACGGGUCGUAACUGCCCUUGGCAAACAUUGGCAUGUAGAGCACUUUGUCUGUGCCAAGUGUGAGAAACCUUUCUUGGGGCAUCGUCACUACGAAAAGAAGGGUCUUGCCUAUUGUGAAACUCACUACCAUCAGCUGUUUGGUAACUUGUGUUUUGUCUGCAAUCAAGUCAUUCAAGUCGAUGUCUUCACUGCCUUGAACAAAGCUUGGUGCGUUCACCACUUCGCCUGUUCAAUCUGUGACCAGAAACUGAACCAGAAAACCAAAUUCUACGAGUGCGAUGAGAAGCCUGUUUGUAAGAAGUGUAACGACAAGUUUCCUGCGGAAUUCAAGCGGCGUCUGCGCAAAGCCCACCAAUACACACCACAGAGAGCCCCUGUCUAAAUAUUGUAGCGACAAGACCAACCAUCAUCAAUAAUUCAGGAGAUUACAAGUAACACAUUAAGACCUUGUUUAGAUAUAGAUAUCUAUAAAGAAGAAAAAAAAGAUUAGAUCUGAGUUGCAUAAGAAAAUGUAUUUAUUUCUUUACCUGUGCAGAUAAGCUUGUCACAGUUAUAACUAUGCCACCAAAAAAGUAUAUUUUAAAAUAUUUGAAUCAUCGUAGCAUCGGUAUGUGUUCAGGUGGCUUUUAAAUAAGUCAAUUCCAAUGUGCAUAUGAAUUCCAACUUUUCCAACAUUUCCUGCUAGAAAUUUUUAAUUUAUAAAAAUGCUAUUCAGUCACUUAUUGAUACCGAAAGUGCAAAAACAAUUCCGCUGUUUCAAAAUUUCCACUCAUAUUUUUUGAAAAGUGAAAGCCAACGUUAUGGCUUGAAAUUUAUCCAGAACAUUGUGCUGUUAGUGAAAUAAAAUAAGGAAAGUUUCAAGAAAGUAUGUUGACUGGUUUCUGAAGAAAAAAUAAAAUGUGGAACCGUAAACGAAAAUACAUGUUUUUGCACUUUGGCCAUUGAUAUCAUUCCCAUAUAAAAGCUUCAUAUUUUUAAUGUUCCUUUCCAAAGACUCAAAAGGAAUUUUUUUAACAAACUACAAAUGCACAAUCUCUUUAAUUCCUACAGA